AGAUGACAACGAAGCAUGCUUCGAGUCGAAAUAUUGAACGUUAGCUAGCAUAAUCUGUUGUUAGCUAGCUUGUCUGACGGAAUGUUUUGAAUAUGCCAGCAGACCGUUGGAAAUUAUUUUGUUGCAAUCAGUCAAGAAUGUCUGUGAACGAGGAGCGCACUGUGACCGUACAGGACAUUCUGGAAGACGAGGAGCUGCAAGAGGCGUAUGCUGUGUUGGCUGGAAGUGAUCCAGAUAAUUGUUCCUAUCCCCAGGGAUAUGUGAAGAGACAGGCUGUUUUUGCCUGCAACACUUGCACACCCAGAGGGGUAGAACCUGCUGGGCUCUGCCUUGCCUGCACCAACCAUUGCCAUGAUGGGCAUGACAUAUUUGAGCUCUACACAAAAAGGAAUUUCCGCUGUGAUUGUGGAAACAGCAAGUUCGGCGUGUUUAGGUGCCAGCUGAGUCCUGGCAAAGACCGACAAAACGCAAAAAAUCAUUAUAAUCACAACUUCCAUGGCUGUUACUGUACCUGUGACAGACCUUACCCAGACACUGAAGAUCAGGUUAAUGAGGAUAUGAUUCAGUGCAUCAUCUGUGAGGACUGGUAUCAUCCUAGGCACCUGGGUUGUACGGUGGAAGACUCUGAGGAGCUGCAGGAGAUGGUGUGUGAGACCUGCAUGAACAAAGCCCCCUUCCUCUGGACAUACUCCACCCACAUUGCAGAACCUCCUGUGGUCAAAGUGAGCCCCUGUAAAAGGGAAGUUGAAGUCAACAAGGAGGAAGAUAAGGAGCCAGAGGACAAGAGUGAUGAGCCCUGUAAGAAUGGGGGCGAGGGGUCCUCUACCAGCCCCAGCUGUCAAGAGAAGAAUGAGGCUACGAAUGGGAGGACUGCUUGCAAACGGACUCACCAGGAGAUGACAGGCAUUCCUGUGAAGAGCCAGGACAAGACUGUGUAUUGCAGGCUGAGGGAGCUGAAGACACAGGGCCUGGAGAGAGCUAGGGAAGGGGCUGUGUUCUGGCCUUACCACUGGAGAGCCACGCUGUGCACCUGUGUCAGCUGCAAGAGGGCCUACGUCGACGCGGGAGUGCAGUUCCUGCUGGAUGAGUCAGACACUGUCCUGGCCUAUGAGAACAGAGGCACUGUAGAGCAAGGACCUGCUAGUCUUGACAGUCUGCUCAUGUCAAGCCUGAGUACUCUGGACCGCGUGCAGCAACUAGAGAUUGUUUACCAGUUCAAUGAGAUGCAGACUGAACUGAUGACGUUCCUACGGCAGAUAGCUGAUGAAGGAAAGGUUGUCACAGCAGAGGCCAUCCACCAGUUCUUUGGGGAGCUGAUGUCCAGGAAGAGGCGGCAAAUGAACAGCUGAUGUCAUUCUGCCCCUCAGUGGCGUUGUCUACUUGUUUUUUAAUGUUACUUUGGGUUCAUAGCAAAACAGUUCGAUGUCCCUCAAACGCCUUCUGCUUUAAAUAAAAGAUGCUGUUGCUGAGGUUUGAAGUUGAA
Oncorhynchus keta (chum salmon) is the source of this 1483-nucleotide messenger RNA. Its product is annotated as putative E3 ubiquitin-protein ligase UBR7. Bases 93 to 1349 code for a protein of 418 amino acids. NCBI's taxonomy places the organism in Eukaryota, Metazoa, Chordata, Actinopteri, Salmoniformes, Salmonidae. Gene Ontology annotation, cellular component: cytoplasm. The record is from RefSeq and is a predicted model, not a curated record. Gene Ontology annotation, molecular function: ubiquitin protein ligase activity; zinc ion binding. The transcript has 12 exons.